Symbiodinium sp. CCMP2456 is the source of this 603-nucleotide messenger RNA. The record is from the annotation of a GenBank genome assembly. Lineage: Eukaryota; Dinophyceae; Suessiales; Symbiodiniaceae.
AUGACGAAGUACUCCACUCGUAUCGAUGCUGCCGACUUCUCCGACGGCCAGAAGACUUGCUGCAUGUUGCCUUUGCGUUGGGCGACCGUCACCUUUGGCAUCCUGUUUGGUGUAGCUGGAGCAUGCCAGCUUUUCGAACAGGUUUAUCGCGCCACGGGCGGAGACGUUUCGGGCUACAACAUCCAAGAGAAGAGCAAAAGCACGGUGACCCUCCUGGCUUUGGCGUGCUGCAUGCUCCUCUCUGGCGUGUCGGGUUGCGCGGGUGCUUUCUUCGAGAUUCGCCAUCCGGUGACGUUUUUCGCGCUCAUGCUCCUCCUUCAAUGCAUCUUGGAGAUCGCUUGGUUCGUGCUCGAGGACUCUACUGGGACUUUCGGUGACUUCUGCCGUAUGAUUUGGUCUGAGGUCGUCCUUGGCAAUCGUUCCGUGAACAGCCCGGUGGCGGUGAAUCUCUUCUAUGCUUUGUUGUCCAUAAAUAUUCAUCUUUGGGCCUGUGGUGUUGUGGCCAGCUACGCUUUGGAACUCCGGGCCGCAGGCAAGGCAGUCUGGUUCGAGCCAAUCGAUGACGAUGACGACGAGGACCAACCCUCCCAAGUCUACCUAUAG